AUACAUGAAGGAACAAAGACGUGUUUAUCCUAUGGAACCCAGGACGAUAAUGCAAACCAGUUUCGCAAAGACAUAUCUGAAUUACUUGCUUCCUGAGCUAGCCAACAUCGGUAAACCGGCAUCAUCGUUGUCGGUCGACCGGUACGUCGAUAAAGAAAUAGAGAAGACAGUGAGGUACGAAGUCGACAUGGCGUUGGCAUUAUCAGCCCAAGGGUUCGCUUGGAGCCAUGCCUUGGAACACAAGCUUCGACUAAACGUUAACAAUAACAACCAGGUAGGCAAAUCCCAAAGUUAUUUAUCUCACGACGGUUAUCGGAAUACAAUGCCGGUAAACCAUGAGCCGGCGACGGAGAAAUUGGAAGGGAAUCCUAAAAGAAGUGGAACGGAAGCCGCCGCCGAGGAGGAGGAGCGGUUGACGUAUCUGAGGAAGCUUAUACCAGGAGGGAGUGGUGAGAUGAUGCUGGAUGAUGAAAUAUUGUUAAGUGAGUUGGGAAGUUAUGUUUCAUGUCUUGAGUUACAGGUGAACGUUCUUAGAUCCGUGCUUCAAUUGAAUUAAUUAAUUAUCUUUUCUUCUUUAGUUUCCUUAAUUUCUCCACUGAGGCAUAUGCAAUCAAUGUGGAUCCCCAAGGCAAACUAUAUAGUAUAAUACUAUAGUU
This is a messenger RNA of Hibiscus syriacus, 656 nucleotides long. Its product is annotated as transcription factor bHLH146-like. Gene Ontology annotation, biological process: regulation of DNA-templated transcription. Lineage: Eukaryota; Viridiplantae; Streptophyta; Magnoliopsida; Malvales; Malvaceae. The record is from RefSeq and is a predicted model, not a curated record. Bases 5 to 556 code for a protein of 183 amino acids. The transcript has a single exon.